AUGUCUGAAGAAGUAUGGAGUGGAAAUCAAGGGAUCCUGUCCGUAUAUGUGAGCAAAGCCAGGGAUUUGCCCAAUCUGAAUAAGCUAGACAAACAAAAUGUAAUGCUUAGACUACGAAUCGCUCAUAUGACAAAAGCCAGUAACACUUUACAUCGGGCGGGCCAAAACCCUGUUUUCCGUUACUUGGAGAAAUUUGAUAUCACCCCCGAGAUAAAGCCUUUAAUGUACGUGGAAGUUUAUUGUGAUAGAAGGAAGAAAUCUCCUCUUCCAAUUGGGAGAUGUGAAAUAGAUCUGUUAAAUGCUAUUAGAGCUGAUCCCAAGGAGGGCUACUGUACCUGGUACGAACUGAAAAGGAGUGGGGAUGAGUUUGCCGGUACAAUAUUCAUUGAGUUGACAUUCACACCCAAAGUGCCUCGUUUGAAUAGAGAUGACCUUAACAAAGAAACGGAUAGGCUGGAUUCAUCCAUGGCAAUGAGGCCGAUACCACCGCUGCCAACGGAGUUGGAAUAUGACUAUGUUCAUGGUUCCACAAUGAGACAGAUCACUCCGCAGUUGAGCGGCACAAGCACUAAAAAUAGACCUGAAGGACAGUAUUAUAAAAAUGCAAAUAUUUUUUCGAUGUCGUCCAAAUCGGAUACGGCCCUGUUAGCCAAUGAUAAUGACCCGAUCGUUUUGCCCCCCACUUUUGCAUCUUCCAUGGGUACAACUUCCACAUUAGAGACCAACGAUACCGCUAUAUCAAAUACUUCGGAUACCAAGUUUCAUUUUGCCAAUCUGAGGAAGUUAAAGGAGAAGAUAAAUAUAUUCAAGAAUCCAGAUAGUUCGACAAACAAUUGCCAGAGUGAAUCUAAUAAAGUGGACAUCGAAGCACUUCAAAAAGCUAUUGGUGUAACUUCGUUGUCUUAUGAUGAUGGUGAUGAUGAUGAUGACGAAGUCAGCGCACAGGAAGCGUUCUAUACCUCUAGCCAUAGAGUCUCCCAUAACUUGAAUCAACCGCCUCUACCUCCCAUUCCGGCCAGAGAUGAUAUGUCCAAUUGUUCGAGCUCACACAAUCGACCCUUAGUGCCGAGAGGUAGGAACUCACGCCAGAAUUCAGUUCCCUCCAGCCCACGACCUCAUUCAUCAGUCCUGAAUUCUCCAAAAUUACCACCACUACCAACUGGUUCAAAUUCCAACUUCAGUUCGAGGAAAAAUUCAGUGUCGCCCACAAGGCGAAGACCACCACCGAGGUUUUAG
Messenger RNA from Saccharomyces kudriavzevii IFO 1802, 1236 nucleotides. It is a transcript of the gene INN1, whose product is annotated as Inn1p. The transcript has a single exon. NCBI's taxonomy places the organism in Eukaryota, Fungi, Ascomycota, Saccharomycetes, Saccharomycetales, Saccharomycetaceae. The coding region runs from base 1 to 1236 and encodes 411 amino acids. The record is from RefSeq and is a predicted model, not a curated record.